Molecule: messenger RNA, 7501 nt
Organism: Sciurus carolinensis (gray squirrel)
Lineage: Eukaryota; Metazoa; Chordata; Mammalia; Rodentia; Sciuridae
Gene: Frrs1l
Product: ferric chelate reductase 1 like
Exons: 5
Coding region: 1-1035 (344 amino acids)
Biological process (GO): regulation of glutamate receptor signaling pathway
Source: RefSeq, a predicted model, not a curated record
AUGCGCAGAGCGAGGCGGGGUGGCGGCGGGUGCGGCGGCUCCGCGGCUGCGCGGGCGCGUGCUGGCGGCGGCGGCGGCGGCUCGGUCCCGGCCCGCGCCCGCGGCGCCCCCGCUGCGGCCGGAGCGGCCUGGCUGCGGGAUCGGUGCGCAGCGAUGGCGCGGCCGCCCUGGCAGUGCCCGCGGGCCUGGGCGCCGCUGCUCUUGCUGCUGCUGGAGGGGCCCGCCGCCUGCGCUGCCAGCCCCGCGGACGACGGCGCGGGCCCUGGGGGCCGGGGACCCCGGGGCCGCGCGCGGGGGGACGCGGGCGCCGACGAGGCGGUGCCGCGACACGACUCCUCCUACGGCACCUUUGCGGGGGAGUUCUACGACCUGCGCUACCUGUCCGAUGACGGUUAUGCUUUCCCUACGGCUCCUCCUGUGGAUCCAUUUGCCAAAAUCAAAGUGGAAGACUGUGGAAAAACUAAGGGAUGCUUUAGAUAUGGCAAACCAGGCUGUAACGCAGAGACCUGUGACUACUUCCUUAGCUACCGGAUGAUCGGGGCUGAUGUGGAAUUUGAGCUGAGUGCAGACACAGAUGGCUGGGUAGCAGUUGGAUUUUCUUCAGACAAGAAAAUGGGUGGUGACGAUGUCAUGGCCUGUGUCCACGAUGACAAUGGCAGGGUCCGCAUACAGCACUUCUAUAACGUGGGCCAAUGGGCAAAGGAGAUUCAGAGAAAUCCUGCCAGAGACGAAGAAGGAGUUUUCGAGAACAAUCGUGUCACCUGCCGAUUUAAACGCCCCGUGAAUGUCCCCAGAGACGAAACAAUCGUGGAUCUGCACUUGAGUUGGUAUUACCUGUUUGCCUGGGGUCCAGCCAUUCAGGGCUCUAUCACCCGGCAUGACAUAGACUCUCCACCGGCUUCAGAGCGUGUUGUCAGUAUUUACAAGUACGAAGACAUUUUUAUGCCGUCAGCUGCCUAUCAGACCUUCUCAUCUCCGUUCUGUUUGCUUCUCAUUGUUGCCCUGACCUUCUACUUAUUGAUGGGAACCCCUUAGCCACUGCCACAAGGCCAGCAGAGUCAGUGGAUUGGAAAGCCUUUAGUAUAAUUUUUUAAAAAUAUCCUGUAUAAUUUUGGCUUCUGUUAUUUAAAAAAAAAACUUAUGAUUUCAGCUUUUUGGAAGAAAGAACAAGCUUCUUUUCUAGUCAAAGAGGGUUGUUUAAUAAUGAUCCUACUUUUGGGAAGUACUUAAAACUUUUAUAAGCACUUUCAAAUGUGUUUUCUUAUUUGAGCCUCACAAUAGUUCUGUUUUGGCUCAAUGAAGAUUGUAAUUGCCAUCUUAGCAAGAUUUGAGAUCCAGAAAAGCUGUCCAUUUAUGACCCACAUGCCGUGUACCUCUGUUACUUGGUCAAAUAACACAUAGCAAGGGAGAGAAGAGCUAGACACAGAAAUCCUGUCUCUGGACAAUCUUUACUGAGUAUUACAGCCCAAAAGAGUUACUUUAAGAUUGCUAAGGAGAACUUCCCUGGGUAUCACAAGUUCAUGGUCAGUCUUUUGAGCGAAUUUUUAUAGAACAUAAGUACUUUUAGAUGUGUAUACAGUUGAUGGGAAGGAUGGGGAAGAUUAAAAUUAUAUGAAAAUUGUUCAUAUCUAUUUGAUUUCUUCUCAAUUAGUGUGUAGUUGUGAGAAAACGUUUUUAAUAGCUCUUUGAAAAGGUUACAAACAGAACUGUGACUGUUCCUGAUGCAAAAUCAUUUUGACGGUUAAAAAAAAAAAAACCAUGGGUAUCCUUAGUUUGAAUUUGGACUGUUCUACCGUUGUAUUUUAUAAAUGAAAGUAUUCAACUGUUCUUAUUGCCAAUUCUAUUGUCAAAGUCAGCAUGCAUUAAAGUACGUGUUGUAGCAGACAUGAUUAAGUAUGUCAGCAUGAUUAAGGAUGUGGUAAAGCAGACAAAUUGUCUUACUAAAAAUUUAAGUCAUUUUAAUACUAUAUCAAUAUUUUGGGGGGAUUGAAGAGAUUUGGAGCAAAAAAAUAUUGAAUUAGUAAAAUGGGAAAAUGACCCAUAAAGUGAAUUCACCUAGUGUAUCUAUUCAAAAUGUUCAGACUUGUAAAUUGGACUGGCCGUCAGCAUAAUUCUUCAUAAUGCCUUGAUGUAAUGAAUUUCCUUUUUUUAAAAGGAGCCCCAAGUAUUCCUUUGUUCCUAAGGUCUGUGCUGACAGCCCACUGGGGGGGAAUGACCUGUGGGCACGGUCACACUACUGAGAGGCACUCCCAUGUGGUGCUCCGGAGUCCUCUGACUUGCCCCUGUUGCCGGCUCCAACUCUGUGAUUAAAUAGUACUGGAGACUGUGAGCUCUAAAGCCAUCUUUGAGAUUCAUGUCAGAGGUGAAGCCCACCUACGGGGAGAACUUUCACAUUCUUCUGGUCCGAACCAAAAGAAAGAAGACAUCGUUGCUCUGUGACAUCUCACAGUUAGCAAGUACUUCCAAGAGAUAUAGGAGAAGUACCCCUCAUUGCAGACGAGGAGAGAGAAAAUAACAUCGAGUGAACAAUGGACCUCCAGAUGCAAGCCCAUGGCUACCCCUGACUACCAAGGCCUCACUAAGCCCUUCCUCGGUGGUGACUGAGCAUGAUGGGCUGUGUGUCACCUUCUCAGCUUUAAUGGCUGGUUAGGAGUGAGGAUUGAGUAUGCAGGAACCCAUGUUGUAAAUAAGAAAGCAAAUAUUUUUAUAUUUCACUCUCUUCUGUGUACAAUAUUUGAGCUAUAAAUAGGUUAAAGCAAACGAACAAACAAAAAAGACCAGUUAGUAGCAGGCAGGGAAAAAAAAAAUGAGUGGAGAUUCCGUCUGCUUACAUUUCAGACCAAGCUAUUUAUUUCACUAAUUGUUCCUACUUUGGUUAUGGUUCUGCAUUUUUAUGCUGAGCACUUUCAGUGACUUCUUGCCCUAAGGUAUCAUGCAAACGAUGGACAGCUUUGACACCACCUGCUGCUGCUCUCCAUUGCUAAGUCCCAGCAAGAAUGAAGGUUUCUGGGUUCUUCAGACCUGCUGGCUCUUGACUGUCAGGUGCCCCAUGUUCAUACACACUCCACCUCCUGUGUAUGAUGAGCUGCCACUUAUCUUUCAGGUCAUAGCCUAGUUACUUCUUCCUCCAGUCCCCUGGACUUGUAGGUUUAGGACCCUGCCCAACACUCCCAUAGCCCCUGGGGCUUCCUCACUAUAACACUCACCAAAUUUUAUUAUAAUUGCUGACUUUGUCCUCCUGCUAAUUCCCUCAUGCAGGGACCAUUUCUCAUUACUCAUUACUGAGCAGACACUACUCCAGAGUAAGUACUCAGCACACGUGUGGAAUAAAUAAACAUGUGAAGCUAUGAUGUGACAGUAUGUCAUAUUUGGUUCAGAAGACAUGUAUUUCAUAUACCUUACCAGACUGGCCAUUUGUUUUUAUUCUUCUACCUGCAAUCAAACCACAAAUUACUCUUUUAGCAAAUGCUGAAUUUUGUCUUUUGAAACAUAAAUGGGAAGAUCCUUAAUAACAGUUCUAAUUUGCCUGCAUUAAACAUUAGUUGACUCCCCCCUCCCUGCAGCACUGGGUAUUGAACCUAGGGGCUCAUACAAACUAAACACUCUACCAUUGAGCUACAUUCACAGCCCUUUUAAAAAAAUUUUUUUUUUAAAUUUUAAGACUGGUUCUUGCUAAAUUUCCCAGGUUGACCUUGAACUUGUGAUUCUCCUGCCUCAGCCUCCUGAGUCACUGGGAUUAGAGGCAUACCACUACACCCAGCUUAGUUGACAUUAUAAAACAAUAAACCUUGUUCAGAAGUAAGAAUUCACAGACUAGGGAUGCAGACCAGCAUUUGUCCAUCAUCUCAGAGAAUCAUCAGUUGAUAGGCAUGCUGAAAUUAAAACCCUAUAGACUUUGAUUUUGAUUUCUUCCAUUUUUUUUUUUUUUUUUGUAAAAUUCCUGAAUGGAAUAAUAGUAAAGCUAGCUGAAUGUAUUUAGUGCUGUUCUAAGCACUUUAUGUGGAUUAACCCAUUUAAUCCUCACAACCAUAGGAAGAUUCUAUUAUUAAUCCAAUUUUACAGAUGAAAAAAAUGAGGUUAGUCAUUUGGCAUAAAUUACGAGGGCUGGCAAGGACUUGAGAUACCAUUUAAUCCAUGCAUUUAUAUUAUAAGGAGGCAGCAAAGACCCUGGGGGGUGAUGGAUUUCCUGCACAUUCAUGCACAUUCCUGUGGAGUCACCAACAGUUUUAUUCAGUGGAAACUGUUAUCCAUAUUCAACUUAACUAGGUGCCUUUUUUCCACUUUAGUAACUUAUAAUGAAUAGGAGGACUUUUUAUAGUUAUAGUGAGGGAAGGAGCACAUUUUACUUUGUAUCAACUUUCUUUUCUGCUUAAAAACAUUUUGAUUACCAGUCAUCUUAGUGCUUUUAAUACUUAAAAAAAUUACACAUUAGACAAAAUGGGAAGAAUGUAUUUAUCUUCAUUUAUUUUUAAAAAUGACCUGCCUAAAACCUAGGUCUAUAGUCUAACUUGGAAUCUAAUGACCCUUUUAUUUUUGUGAUGCUAGGGAUUAUAUGCAGGGGUGCUUUACCACUGAGUUACUUCCCCAUCCCUUUUUAUUUUUUUUUAUUUUGAGAUGGGGUCUUGCUAAAUUGUAGAGGCUGGCCUUGAACUUGUGAUCCUCCUGCCUCAGCCUCCCAAGUAGUUGGGAUUACAGAUGGUAUCACCAGACCUGUCUCUAGUGCCCUUUUAUGAUUCUACUCUAGUCUCAAAGGUAAAUCUAUAAACAUGAUUUCAGAUAAAAUGCAGAAACUAUAUUUAAGUAUCUUGGGUUGCCUUUUGUCAUUAAAUAAAUUAGAAAGUUUGGACAACUUGGGAUGGAUUUCCAUCCUAGAUAGUAUUUACUAAUGUUCCUGUAAUAAAGGUUAAUGUCUAUAUUCAGGAUUUUGUCUUAAGACAUAUUACCACUGCGUUUACCACUUAGCUCUAGCCCAGGAUAAAUUCCUGGGUAAAAGGUCGGGUUGUAAAUAUUUUUGACCUUGCACUCUGUGUCUCAGCUGUUCCACUCUGCUGUAGACAGAAUAUAAAUGAAUGAGCAUGGCUGUGUUCCAAUAAAACUUAAUUGACAGAGAAAUUUGAAUUCAUAUAAUUUUCACGUCACAAAUAUUCUUUUGAUGAUAAAAGCCCUUUAAAAUUGUGAAACCUAUUCUUAACUUGUAGGCUGAACAAAAACAGGAAGAAGUCUGGGUUUGGCUGUGGACUGUGGUUUUCCCAUACUUGCUGUUGGUCAGGAACACAGCAGUGUAUCAUGAUCUGUUGUAAAUUAUACUGCCAACAAUUUAUUACUGGCUAACUAUAAAAAUAUUGAUGUUAGUGAAUAACUUAUCUUAAAAAUAAAUUAUAGUUGAUUCAUUGCUAUAAGUAAAUGGCAAAACCAAGAGUAAUAGCACACACCCGUAAUUCUAGCCACUUGGGAGGCUGAGGCAGGAGGAUCACAAGUAUGAGGCCAGCCUGGGUAACUUAGCAAGACCCUGUCCCAAAAUAAAAGAUAAUACGGACUGGGAUAUAGCUCAGUGGUAAAGUGUCCCUGAGUUCAAUCCCCUGUACCAAAAUAAAUAAAUAAAUGGCAUAAUGAUAUUCCCAUGCACUUAUAUUCUAAUUUUUUUACUGUACUUGGUGUAAAACAAUUGGUGGUAAAGCAUAAAGCUGGGUAAGUUAGUUUUAUUUUGCCUAAGCUGUGGCCAUCAUGAGCAACUUUUACUAUUGAAUUGCCCUUCGCAGUGAGGAUUUCAAUGUGUCAGAGUGAUUUAUUUCCCUGAAGUAAUUUAAGUUUUAUCAACCUGUGCUACACCCAUACGAGUGUUUUAUACAUGUGACAUGGCAUAUACCUGAUGUGAUGGAAAAUAUUUGAGCACCAGGGCACUAGGCCAAAUGCUGAGAUGUGUAUACUUUGUUAUUGUAUAUAUGUAUAUCUUUUCUCUCUAAACAGAAUUGGUUAUGUGAUGAACAGUUUGAUUGUUCUCAGUGUGUUUAUAUAUAUAUAUUUGUACAUACCUGAAGGGGUGUGGGCGUGUUUACACAUAAAUGCAUAUAUAUAUGAGCAUUUAAGGGUCUUUAUCAGGGCUGUUUUUGUUUCUAAUCUCUUGUAUACUUUAAAAUCCAUGAGAUAAAAUAUUAUGUGUGUUACAGGGUAACCUACCCUUGAGUUUAUAGCAAUUUAGUUUAUAGAAAAGAUUCCUGCAACAAGGCUUGCCUCUUCCAUUCAAAAUUAUGAAUUGUUAAGAGCGUAUGAAGUAUCAUUGUUGAACUUGACUCUUCUAUACCGUUAGUUAAGAAACCAAGACUAGUGUUAGAUGAGUAAUUGGCAUGUUGGUGCAACCUAUACAUGCUUCAUAUUUAAUUAACUUCCUGAUUCACUUAUUUAAUUAGCAAAUUACUUAGUUUCGAGUUGGACUUCUUUGUUUUUAUAUUUAAUGGUGACUUGCAUUUCAGUUCCUUUUCAUGAAAAUAGUAGCUAAGCCAAUGUAAUUUUAAAUAUGUCAGGUGACUAAAACUUUGUGACUCAUUAAGCAUUUGGGAAUUUUUCCCUUAAAAUACACUGAUGCUUGGUUAAUGUUGGUAGUUUUCUCCUGGAUAUUUGCUAUUAGGUGAAAAACCAUUCUGUUUGAUUCUUCUGGAGAUAAUCAAUUCAUUGAGGUUAUGGGGUACUGCAGUGGUGUGGCAUUUGCCCAGGUUACUAGAGUCCUUACUGUUUCAUCACCUAGAAUGUUCUGAUCACCUGGAUGAGUGACACAGCCUCUCCACAUGCCUUAUUCCCACUGAUGUGUUAAUGUGCUGGAACAAUCUGGCUCCGGGAGUAUUAAUAUACUUUUUUUGAGACUGUCUACAAAAUACUAUUUUGUAAAAACUAUGCCUUUAAAUAGACAUCGAUGGGUUAUAUUUGUUUUAUAAUAAUUGUGUACCAAAUGUUCAAUUGUGAUUGAUUUUGAGAUUAUAUAUAAAUGUAUAUUUAUAAGCCUGUCCUAUGUGAAUUUUUACUCAAUGUGGUACAUUAAUUACUAAAAAGACAUGGAUUUCUAUUUAUGUAAAGUAAUAGUAUCAAUACUCCUAAAUGCUGCCUAAUGAUUAUUCUGUCCAUUUGCUAUCAUACUUUUAUCUUUAGAGGAUUAUGUUACAGUCAGAAUAUAUUAACUAGAUUUAAAAUAUAAAUUCUCAACAUAGUUUGAAAUUCUUCCUGUUGAUGUAAUUAAAAUUAGUUUAUAAUUCCGUAUUGCUUUGCUCAAGUGCAUUUUUGUUUUUCCAUUUCUUUGUUUUAAAUCUUUCACUGGUUAAGUUUCCCUCAAUGCUUUCUGAAUCUACAGAUCUUGGAUUGUCUGACAAAGAGGAAGAUCUUAUUGUUGUAGUCAGGUAAAAAUCCCCAUAGAGGAGCAAAGGAGCCGUGUGCAAAGUAAACUUGUGUUCAUAGCUUCAUUUUAAUUCCCUAUCAAGUUUUAAGUGGAGGUCUGUAAUCCCAUUUCGAGUAU